AUGGUAGGUGUAUUGGUGGGCCCCUGCCGGCUUAAGAGACAUCUAAGCAAUAUGGAAGUGCAAGAAAACACUGAAUGCAGAUUCUGCCAAGGAGAGGAGAAAUCAGCCAUACACAUAUUAUUUCCCCCGGAACAGUUAAGUGUUUUGGACGAAAGCGGACAGCAUAUCCCCAACUACCAGCUGGGACCUUACAAUGAAGGAUCGUCCAUUAAUAUCACUUGCGUCGCCACUGGAGGCCGGCCUCCUCCAAAAGUAACGUGGUGGCAGGAAAACGCCCUUCUCGACGACUCCUUCGAGUUUUUAUCUGAACGCCGCGUGCGUAACGUGCUGCAUUUGGAGAAGUUAGAAAGAAAACAUUUAGGUGCGGUUUUUACGUGUCAAGCUUCCAACAACAAUCUCGUUACUCCGAUUUCAAGUGCCGUCACACUAGAUAUUAAUCUUCGUCCACUGUGGGUAAAACUGGUAGGGGAAAAUAGGCCCCUGUCUGCAGAGAACACUUAUGAACUUACCUGCGAAGUAGUUGGUUCUCGUCCAAAACCAACUAUUACUUGGUGGAAGGGCAGUACGCAAAUGAAAAAUACCAGAGAAACAACGAGUCCUGACGGAAAUGUGACAACGAGUAUACUGACAUUCGUCCCUACUGUAGACGAUGGUGGAAAAUAUUUAUCAUGCAGAGGACAACAACCUCAAAUACCAGAUAGUGGAAUGGAAGAUGGCUGGAAAUUAGAUAUACAUCACGUUCCUUUGGUGUCCUUAGAACUAGGAAGACCUUUGAACGGCAGCACUAUCAAAGAGGGAGUCGACGUUUAUUUCGAAUGCAACAUCAAAUCAAAUCCCUGGGUCUACAAAGUUAGCUGGAGACAUAACGGGAAACAACUGUAUAACAAUGUACAAGCUGGAACAGUAGUCACCAAUCAAAGUCUUGUUCUACAAUCCAUCACAACCGCCCGAUCAGGUCACUAUACAUGUGUUGGCCACAAUCAAGAAGGGGAUGGUGAAAGUAAUCCCGUUCAGCUUGACGUAAAAUUUAUUCCUACAUGCCGUCCUGGGCAAAUGAAAGUUUACGGAGUAGCGCGCCAUGAAACAGUGAAAAUCGCAUGCGAAGUGGAAGCCAACCCAACGGACACCGAGUUUACUUGGAAGUUUAAUAAUUCCGGUGAUACUUUCGACAUUCCGACCACACAGAUUCAUAGCGAAAAUGGACGCAGUAUCGUCAACUACAAGCCUAUAACGGAAUCGGACUAUGGUACAAUUUUAUGUUGGGCGAAAAAUGAAAUCGGAAUGCAGAAAGAGGCUUGUGUUUAUUACAUUACUCCGGCAGAUAACCCAGAUCCACUUUCCAAUUGCACCAUACUGAACCAAACGGUGGAGUCGCUUUACGUCGAAUGUUUGGAGGGUUUCGACGGAGGUCUGCAGCAAGAAUUCAUAAUGGAAGUUUACGACACUCAAUGGCGCAAACUAGUGAGCAACGUGACGUCACGAAGUCCCAUUUUUACCGUUACCGGCCUGGAAUCGGGCGUCGGUUUCGACAUCGGACUUUACGCGGCUAAUAAGAAAGGCCGAAGCGGAGUCACGCAUCUGGCUGCGUUUACCCUCAAGUCGGCAGAGAAACAUACCGCUUCAACACCUGUUCUUCUCCAAAUCACGCCCUUGCUCGGAGCCGUCAUAGGAGUAGUUGCUGCUCUGAUAUUGGUUGCAAUUAUCAUCGUCAUUGUCAUAAGGCUUAAAGGUGGAGGUGACAGAGACGAUAAGGAUUAUGACGACGGCGGUUUGUCUUCGUCGGGCAGAAGAUGUGUGGCCGGGAACAACAGCGAUAAAGCGAGCACAGAACCUUUGAACAAAACUCUAAACGACAGCGUAGACAGUUUGGAAGAGAAAAACCCUGACAUUAUCCCCCAAAACAAUGCGGACGAAGAAUACCAGGAUGAGGAGCGGGCGUUCGAAAGACUAAACAACACACCGUCGUUAAGAAUUUACAGCCGAAUGCAAAGCCCCAAUUUGAACAGUCAAGCGAAGAACGGAAGCUAUGGGAAAAUGGCAAACGCCGAAAUAACCUAUGCUGAAUUGUCUCUAAACCCUCAACAGAUGCAACCUCAUGUCAUCUACAAUCAACAAUCCAUUCCAAUGAAUGUAAUAAGGAGACAAGAACCAACGGUAUAUGCGCAGAUCGAUAUGCAAAGAUUGCCUUCCGCACGUAUGCAACCUCUUAGUCCUCCGCAUCCGGGCUCGUUCCAGACAUUACAUCACCCACAUCUGCCAGCUUAUAUGUCGAGGCCCAUAAGGGACGACCAAAUGCUGCAAGAAGGUUCCAUAAGUUCGGAAACACCUUUGUUGGCAUCUAGGGAAAAUAGUAAUCUUCAAGUUUUAAAAGAGAUGAAUUGUUCCCGAACACCAACCGUUACCUCAACUUUGCCCCGAACCGUAACGGCAACCAGAUUUUGACCUAGUUAAGUCCGCAUUUCUUCCGACCUCGUAUAUUUAUAGAUUAAUACAAACUCAUAUUUAAUUAUAAUAAUUAAUCAGUGAGUGUUUUUAUGGUUUUUAUAAAACAAAACGUUUAUUUCGUUGUUUAAUGACAGGGUAUUUUAGCCAGUGUUUAAUAUUUGACGCAACGGGGUUAAACUUUAACCGAAUCAAAAAUGUAAAACGAUUCAAUUGAACAUUGAGAUUCGUCUGAUAAACAAUACAAAAAGCGUUAAUAGUAAAAAAGAUGUUUGGCAUAUGGCGUUGUGACAAAGUCGGCGAAUGUGUUAAUAGAUAUACCGUAGGAAAACAAAGUAUUACGAAAUAAGAAAAAUUGUAUUUUAAAAAUAAAUCAGAUAAUCGUUUAACUUCCUUGCACUUAGCAGCUCAAUUAUGAUAUUCGGCUACAUACUUACUAACAACAUAAUAUUUUCACCGCUAUAUGAUAAAAAUCUGUGGUUGUUAAAAUUUUUAAACAUUGCGGAAGUUUGGUGGAUUAUGAUUUGAAUACCGAUGAUACAUUGGGUAUAAGUAGGUAACGAUGGGAUACCAAAAGUUUUACUUUCCACACUAGUGCAAAAAUGGAUAUCUCACUGUCUUCCCCCACAAAGUUAUUAAACUAACCAAACAAAUAAAAUAUUUUUAUGAGGACAUAUGUGUUUUGGUUAAUUUCAGCGUUUUAAGGCCUUGCAAGAGAUUAUAGUUUUUAAAAUCGAAACACAUACAGGUCAAUUCAAUGUGCAGUAAAUAUAAAUUGUUCAAAAAAUGAAAAUAAAAAUUUCAUAGAAAAAAAUUAUAAAACGUAAUUUAUUUUAAACUAAACUUAACGGCAGAUUGACUAUGCAAAUCCAACAUCGGCAUAGACAGUCUAGGCAAAAUAGACACGAUUGCAAAAAUGGGGGUUCUCCGUUUUGAAUUUUUAUUUUUUAUUUUUGAAGGACCUGUUUCAAUAGUUAACAAAAUUGCCAAUAUAAUUUCUCAACAAUUCUUUCUAGACAACAAAACUUACACAAGUGGAAUUAUAAAUUUUUUAAAUUAGAAAAAAUAUACUGGAAAAUUUUUUUAGGGCCUGCAAAUGACAUUUUUGACAGAAAAUUAUUAUCUUUUUUCCACAGUAUUAAAAAAAUGCCAAAUUGAUCCGACGCUCGGUCCCGGA
Cylas formicarius (sweet potato weevil) is the source of this 3619-nucleotide messenger RNA. Its product is annotated as synaptogenesis protein syg-2-like. Lineage: Eukaryota; Metazoa; Arthropoda; Insecta; Coleoptera; Brentidae. The transcript has 14 exons. Gene Ontology annotation, molecular function: protein binding. Bases 1 to 2442 code for a protein of 813 amino acids. The record is from RefSeq and is a predicted model, not a curated record.